Molecule: messenger RNA, 1025 nt
Organism: Rubroshorea leprosula
Lineage: Eukaryota; Viridiplantae; Streptophyta; Magnoliopsida; Malvales; Dipterocarpaceae
Source: the annotation of a GenBank genome assembly
GAGUAACACGUCACGUUGUCUUUUGGGAACACAUUAUGUUUUCCUCAUUAUCAAACUUCCAAGUGUCAUCUUUUGAUCAACCUUCAUUUUUUACUAAUCCUUCUGUUGAGCUAUUCCCUAGUGAUUCUGAUGCAGGUACAUUUGAUGAGAUCUACAAUGCCUCACCACAUGCUCUAAUUGGUUCUAUAGAAGAUGAUUUGCCUAUUGGUAAUGCAUUGGAUAAUUUUGAGCCUUCCUCUACUUCCUCAUCUAUAUCACUUGUUGAUGUUGCAUCUGAUAUUGUUGAGUCUCUAAAUGAGCUUGUUGUCCCAUCCUCGAGUCAUCCUACUCAGUAUGGAAUAGACUAUGAGAAAUCCUUUGCUCCAGUUGCUCGUCUCACAUCUGUACGUAGUUCGCUUGCUAUUGUUGCUAUAUGGAGAUGGAAAUUGUUUCAAAUGGAUGUGAAAAAUGAUUUUCUUAAUGGUGGCCUAGAAGAAGAAGUUUACAUGAAACCACCUCCUAUGCUCAACCAUCCUCCAAACAAGUUUAGUGCUAUUGUGAUUGAGUUUGGUUUUACUUCGAGUCCACAUGAUACAACUCCAUUCAUUCGUGUUAAGAAGUUAAAACAAUCUCUCAGUCAGAAAUUUGAGAUGAAAGAUAUUGGUGCUUCGAGCUAUUUUCUGGGGCUUGAAGUCACAUCUUCAGAUGAUGGCUACCUACUUUCUCAAGUAAAGUAUGCCUCUGAUAUUGUUUCUAAAGCUGAACUCAAUGAUAGAAAAAGUGUUUCUACACCUCUUGAGCCUAAUGUCAAGCUUACAUCUAUGGAUGGCUUUCCACUUUUUGAUCUUGCUCACUAUUGACAAUUGGUUGGUAGUCUGGUUUAUCUUACUACGACACACCCUAACAUAGCAUAUGCAGUUCACAUUGUUAGUCAGUUUAUGGCUGCUCCUCGCUCCACUCAUUAUGCAUCAGUACUUUGCAUUAUUCGCUAUGUUAAGGGAACAUUGUUUUAUGGACUUCACUUUUCUGCUCACUCAUUUCUUAGA